UGAAGUUUUUCUUGGGUGCCCUGUUAGUGGCUGAGCCGGUUCGUGUACACUUUGCCUAGUGCCUCUGUCAUGCUGCACGGCAGUGCCUGUGUGAAGGCUCUCCUGGGUGCUCUUAUCUGGCUGUUAGAACGUGGCACAGUGAGGUUCUAGAACGAUCAGUGGACACAAUGGGGACCCCUGAAAAGAAGCAGUUUGCCUGCAGAUAUAAAUAUAGUCUGCCUCUUCUCAAACCUAUCCGCACCACCAAAAGACACCAGCAUCCCAUUGAUAAUGCGGGCUUGUUAUCCUUCACAACAUUGAACUGGAUUACUCCCCUUGCAAGGAAGGCUUACAAGAUGUCAGAACUCAAAAUGAGUGACCUAUGGGGUCUUCCUUCACAGGAGUCAUCAGAAUUGAACUGUGAAAGAUUACAAAGCCUUUGGGAAGAUGAAGUAAGAAAACGGGGUAAGAAAAAAGCAUCUCUGAGCCUGGUGAUGUGGAGGUUUUGUCAAACCAGAUCCUUGCUGGCAUUGUUUUCUCUGAUUAUUACUAUGGUAGCAAAUUUCAUUGGCCCGGCUAUUUUUAUUCGCGCAUUAUUGGAUUAUUCACAAUCCACAGAUUCAGAUCUCCUUCAUGGCCUUCUUCUUGCAUUUGGCAUUUUUGGAGCGGAGUUUAUUCGCUCUUGGUCCUUUGCCCUAAAUUGGGCUAUGAAUUACAGAACAGGAAUUCGGCUAAAGGGAGCUGUGCUCUCUAUGGCUUUCAAGAAGAUCCUAAAACUAAAAGAAUCAAAAGAAGUGACUGCUGGAGAGCUCAUUAAUAUGUGCUCCAAUGAUGGUCACCGGCUCUUUGAAGUGGCUGCCAUAGGCUGCAUUUUGGCUGCCGGUCCUGUAAUUGCAGUCUUGGGUCUGGUAUAUACGGCUGUGUUCCUAGGUCCCACUGCUCUGAUAGGUUCAGCCGUAUUUAUAUUCUUCUAUCCGUUCAUGAUGUUGGCUUCCAGGAUGACUGCGUAUUUUAGAAGAAAAUGUAUAACGGUGACAGACAGAAGAGUGCGGAUAAUGAAUGAAAUUCUUAAUUGCAUUCGAUUUAUUAAAAUGUAUGCAUGGGAAAAUACUUUCAUACGGAACAUUCAAGCUAUCAGAAAUGCAGAAAAGGUAUAUUUGGAAAAAGCUGGGUAUGUGCAGAGUGUUACUACUGGAAUAGCUCCUGCUGUAGUAGUGAUUGCCAGUGUGUGCACGUUCACAGUGCACAUGGCUCUUGGAUAUGAUCUGAGUGCACCUGAGGCUUUUACAGUUGUCACAAUUUUCAAUGCAAUGACAUCAGCUAUUAAAAUGAUACCACAUGGGGUAAAAGCAGCUUCUGAAGCCUCUGUCUCUAUAGCAAGAUUCCAGAAACUGUUCUUGAUGGAGGAGAUCGAGAUGUACAGUAACCAGAAUGGGAUACCAGAUGACAUCAUUGAAUUCAAAGGAGCUUACCUAUCAUGGAAACCAGGGAAAGGCAGCUUAAAGAGUAUAUGUGAAAACCAUAAAACCGAUAGAUUAGAAGAUUCGUGUAACAAAAAACUUUCCCAGCAGCAUAACAAGAGUGCCCCCGAGAAAAGCUCAAGUUUAGAAAAUGGCCAUUUUGAUUUGAAACAACCGUUGUGUGUUGGAGGAAUGGAAUAUUCCUUGUUUGAGCACCCACCUGUGCUUCUUAAUAUCAAUUUCACUCUGCAGAAGGGCAAACUUAUUGGAAUAUGUGGAAGUGUUGGGAGUGGCAAAAGUUCUUUCAUAUUAUCUAUACUUGGUCAGGUGACCUUGGUAAAAGGUAUAAUGUCAGUGGCAGGCAACAUUGCCUACGCAGCUCAGCAGCCAUGGAUUUUCAAUGCUUCGCUGCGAGAAAACAUCUUGUUUGGGAGAGAAUAUGAUGGAGAAAAAUACAAGAACACUUUAGAAGUAUGCUGCUUGUAUCCUGACAUUGAUGCUUUACCAGAUGGUGACCUGACAGAGAUAGGGGAACGUGGAGUAAAUCUCAGUGGAGGACAACGCCAGAGGAUCAGCUUGGCCCGGGCUCUCUACAGUGACAGAAGCUUGGUUCUGUUGGAUGAUCCACUUAGUGCAGUGGACGUGUAUGUGGCUGAAGAAUUGUUCAACAAAGCAAUUAAGAUUGGAAUGCGAAAUAGGAGUGUCUUGUUUGUAACACAUCAGCUGCAGUAUCUGUCAGAAUGCGAGGAAAUUCUGUUCAUGAAAGAUGGGCACAUUGCAGAGCAGGGCACACAUGAGGAUCUGAUGGACCUGAAGGGUGACUAUGCAGCGUUAUUUCAGAGCCUGCAGGAAGUGAAUGUCUUUAAAGGUGACACACAGCAUUCUGUGAAGAAACAGGAUGUGUUUCACAGAAACGUAUCCAGUACUUAUCCUGUUUUAUUUCCUGAGGGCAGCAAAGAUGAAGUUUUGACGGAGGAGUCUAGGAAUCUUGAAAACCUGAAGAUGGCCACUGCAGAAGGAUUGCAAAACAGUAGUCACAUUGCUGAAAAAGAUGAACAAGAGGUGAUGAUCACAGUGGAUGUUAUAGAUGAGCACACUCAUGCAAGCUCCCAGAGAGGGACGUCUACAGUCCUACCAACAGUAGUGCAGGCAGAUCAAGAUGGUGAUGAUGAAGAUCAUGAUGAUGAUGAAAAGGGAUCUGUACACGAAUCAGAGGGAAAUUUGGGUAGCCUAAAUUACAAUGAAGAGAAGAAGGUCAGGGCGCUCAUGCAGGCAGAAGAGAAGGGAGAUGGUUCGGUACCUUGGUCCAUAUACAGAGUCUACAUUAAGGCUGCUGGAGGGUCAAUCCUAUUCACUGCCAACGCUGUAUUGUUCAUAUUAACCACAGGGAGCCUAGCCUUCUGCAAUUGGUGGCUUAGCUACUGGAUUAAUCAAGGCAACGGGAACACAACUUUUGUUAUAAACAAUACAACGUUUCCAAGUGGCAGCAUGAGAGAUAACCCUCACCUACAUUUCUAUGUUCUGAUAUAUGUUUUAUCAAUGGUGGCAGGCCUCCUUCUGAGAUUCUUUCGGGGAUAUGUGUUUGUAAAGAGCACGCUGAAGGCUUCAACAAGGCUCCAUGAUCAGUUGUUUCUCAAAAUCCUCUAUAGCCCUGUAAAGCUGUUUGAUACUACACCCACAGGCCGCAUCUUGAACAGAUUCACCAAAGACAUGGAUGAGGUGGAUACCCGUCUUCCGAGUCAAAUGGAGCAACUAAUACAAAAUCUGAUCCUUGUUGUCUUUUGCCUUGGAAUUAUUAGCUCUGUAUUCCCAUGGUUCCUUUUGUCUGUGAUACCUUUAAUCAUACUCUUCUUUGCCAUUAACAAGGCUUCAAAAAUACUGAUACGGGAACUGAAACGUCUUGAUAACAUAAGCCAGUCUCCAUUCCUAUCUCAUGUUACUUCCACUUUGCAUGGGAUAACAACAAUCCAAGCCUAUUCCAAAGGCAAUGAUGCACUUCUCAAGUUCCACAAACUUUUGGAUAUCAACCAUGUGCCUUACUUUCUCUUUACCUGUGCAACACGGUGGCUGGCUGUGCGUCUUGACCUGAUUAGCAUUACCAUUAUUACUCUCACUGCAGUGUGCAUAGUCCUGAUGCAUGGGCAUAUACCACCAGCAUAUGCAGGGUUAGCCAUCUCUUAUGCUGUGCAGCUUACAGGACUCUUCCAGUUUACUGCUCGUUUGGCGACAGAGACAGAAGCCAGAUUCACAUCAGUUGAGAGGAUAAAUUACUACAUAGAUAAUCUGGAAUCUGAAGCCCCCUCCAAAAUUCCGGAAGAAUCACCUCCUGAUGACUGGCCCCAACAAGGAGCAAUCAAGUUUGAAAAUGUAGAAAUGCGCUAUCGGGAAAACUUACCACUGGUACUCAAGAAUGUAUCAUUCAGUAUUGGACCACAAGAGAAAGUUGGAAUAGUUGGAAGAACUGGCUCCGGUAAAACCUCUCUAGGUGUGACACUGUUCAGAUUAGUUGAGUUGGACGGAGGUCUAAUUAGUAUCGACAAUAUCUGCAUAAGCAAAAUUGGACUGCAGGAUCUAAGGAUGAAAUUGUCUAUUAUCCCUCAAGAGCCUGUUCUGUUUGUUGGAAAUGUAAGGUCGAAUUUGGACCCGAUGAGUCAACAUACAGAUGAGGAGAUCUGGAAAGCCUUAGAAAGAACUCACAUGAGACAACACGUAGCACAGAUGGACAAACAGCUAUACUCAGAAGUGAGAGAAAAUGGAAGUAAUUUCUCAGUUGGAGAGCGUCAGCUUCUGUGCAUGGCACGGGCAUUGUUACGAAACAGCAAGAUAUUAGUUUUAGAUGAAGCAACUGCUGCAAUUGAUAAUGAAACUGAUGCACUUAUCCAGAAAACCAUUAAAGAUGCAUUUAGAGAAUGCACCGUGCUCAUUAUAGCUCACCGUCUAAACACUGUAUUCCACUGUGACAAGAUACUUGUAAUGGAAAAUGGAAAGGCAAAAAGCUGUGUUAUUGGAGAGCGCUGCUUGAGGACUGCUUCUAGAGGGAUCCUGAGAUCUGCCAUGUCUUCUGUGUUUGGGAUUGAGAACUCUGCAUCUGGAGUGCUAAGGAGAGCUGUAGAAUUGGACACCAGUGGCCGGUAUCAGGAGAGUCUUGUGUGCUACCAAGAGGGCAUUGACUUGCUAAUACAGGUUUUAAAGGCCACUAAAGAUGAUGCAAAAAGAGCCCAUUACAGACAAAAGGUAACAGACUACAUGGAGAGAGCUGAAAAAAUCAAACACCACGUGCUUAAAGAGAAGGAAGAAGGAAAAUAUCAUAAGCAAAUCAAGAUUUUAGAAAAUUCAACAGGGUAUAGCUAUGAAAAUCUAUUCAAGCCAUACAUAAAUGAAAUGCUCACAGAAGUGUGGGUAGAAGAUCCUUACAUCCGAUACGUGCAUCAGCUGUAUAACUUUUUACGUUUCUGCGAAAUGCUUAUCAAAGGACCUUCAAAAGUCAAACAAAUUAACCUACUAACUUCCAGAGAUGAGGAAAAUGGUAAAGAUCAGCAGUGCAGUGGCUUGCAAGAGAUCAAGAAUUCCCUGCUGGAUUAUGGUGUAACAUUGGAUGUCACUUUCUCUUCAUCCAUCCACGACCGAGAAAUUAGGUUCAACAAUGGUUGGUUGAUUAAGAUUGGAAGAGGACUUGACUAUUUUAAGAAGCCUCAGGGUCGAUUUUCUAUUGGUUAUUGCGACUACGAUUUGAGACCUUGUUAUGAAACGUCAGUGGAUAUUUUCCAUAGCAAUCACACACGAAAAACGUGACGGAACAUGGUUUAUUGAACUCUGUGCUUACAUGUUGAGAAGCGGUAAUUUUAGGGCAGCUAAUUCACCAUUCCAGCCCAGAAUGUAUAUGUACAUACUUAGAAUUAGAUGGGACUGCGGCAUGUACUUUAAUAAGCUGGUUCUCAGUUGUUUUACGUCUUUCCACCAUGUCAUUUGAAGUCUUAAACAAAAGCCAAAACAUAUAUGAAAGCUUGAUGUAAAACAAAGUUUACAAAGAGUGAAGAACUCGUUCUUUCAACUUUCUACCUCUUUCACAUCUCCCGUCUUUCCAUAAACACUUAUUUUGUUCUGAGUAACAAUGAGGGUCCGUAGACCACUGUUUGAGAACAACUGCUUUUAAAGUUGGUAUUUAUUAAACCGUUCGUAGCCAAACAACAGUUGUGGCAAAACAUUUCUUACCAUGGCCAGAAUUGUCACAUUUCUGGAAACGAAGGGAAUAAAUUGUUUACGUAGGCAUACUUUUGGCUUUAAAUUCCCUUUUAACCAAUCUGGUGUUAAUAGAUGGCAACUUUAACAGUUACACAUAAUGCUGGCCCAUUUCAUUUAGAGGUACACUCCAUUGUCCAAAUUUAAAAAAAUGAAUCACUAUUUAGUAGAUAUGCCUCCAAUGAAAACAUGCAUGCAUUAAAUUAUGCAUUUUUAAUUUGUGGGUAUAUCUAAAGACAGCUUGCAAAAAACACAGAUUUUAGCUCCACUGAGGUUACCGCGACAAUGCUCUCAUACAUUUCCAGGUGCCGGCCAGAAGGAGCUGUCCGCACCCCACUGGGGGUACAGACAUGCUGCAUCUCCCACCUGACUACCAAAGAAUCAGAUUUCCCCUUCCCUGGCGCCAAGGUAAACCUCUGGAAGAGGGAAUACACUUUUGUACGGCUUCCUGUUCCCCCACUAUAGCCCUUAUACCCCCACAGCCUGUGUCACCCCAUUAUAGCCCUGUCACCCACUACAGCCACUAUCCUCCCUGCAAUAGUUCCUAUCCUCCCAUGACCGUCUCUGUGACCCCACCACAGCCCCUCUCACCUCUCUCUAGCUCUUGUCACCCCAGCAUAGCCCCCAUUAUAUCAUUAUAGUCCUUAACCUCCCACUACAGCUCCAGUUCUCCUGCUAUAAGCCCUAUCCGUCCACGAUAGCUACUAUCCUCCCUACAAUAGCCACUAACCCCCCUACCAUAUCAACUACCCCAUCCCCCUACCAUAGCCACUAUCCACCCCACCAAAGUCCCUACCAUCACUGUGGGGCUUUUAGUUACCAGCUAUAGCCAUAAUCCUCCCACUACAGCCCCUAUAUUCCCACUAUAACACUAACCCACACCUAAACCAUAUUCCCCCAAUACAGCCAUAAAUGCAAUACAAGAUGCAGCGAUCCUCAGACAGGCAAACCCACAAGCAGCAUUCCUACAAACAUACAACACGACAAGUAGCCUCUACACAUACCCUCUCCCAGCUCUAUCCCACUUAUCAUCCAACCACCAACCUAGUCACAUUCACCAAUCAAUCAUACACCAAACUAGUUUUGUAAAAGCAUGCAAUCAAAUACUGUAUAUAUAACUACAGAGAGGGAAAAAAAUAUUCGAUCUCCUGCUGAUUUUGAACGUUUGCCCACUGACAAAGAAAUGAUCAGUCUAUAAUUUUAAUGGUAUGUGUAUUUUAA
Molecule: messenger RNA, 6899 nt
Organism: Pelobates fuscus (common spadefoot toad)
Lineage: Eukaryota; Metazoa; Chordata; Amphibia; Anura; Pelobatidae
Gene: MITD1
Product: microtubule interacting and trafficking domain containing 1
Exons: 36
Coding region: 168-5231 (1687 amino acids)
Biological process (GO): transmembrane transport; midbody abscission
Cellular component (GO): midbody; membrane
Molecular function (GO): ATP hydrolysis activity; ATP binding; ABC-type transporter activity
Source: RefSeq, a predicted model, not a curated record